Messenger RNA from Apodemus sylvaticus (European woodmouse), 5497 nucleotides. It is a transcript of the gene Zmynd8, whose product is annotated as zinc finger MYND-type containing 8. Gene Ontology annotation, biological process: regulation of DNA-templated transcription. The record is from RefSeq and is a predicted model, not a curated record. The coding region runs from base 414 to 4100 and encodes 1228 amino acids. The transcript has 25 exons. NCBI's taxonomy places the organism in Eukaryota, Metazoa, Chordata, Mammalia, Rodentia, Muridae. Gene Ontology annotation, molecular function: protein binding.
GGGGGAGGGAAGUCUUAAAUGGAGGCCUGUGGCCUGCUAGCAAACGCAUUUGGCUUCUCUUAGGGAUGGCUCUUGCUCGCCCGAGCCUCACAAAGAUAAUCGCUCAGGAAGUGUUUCAGCCAAUCCGCGGCGGCUUUACACUCCGAUUGGCCGAGGCAGCCAAUCGGGGAUGAGCUUUUAUUAGGCGGCCAGAUCAUCAGCCGAAGUGCCAAACCCUUUUUCUGUGAGAACUAGGAGCCUGUCCUCCAUGUUUUAUAAGUAUUGACAUUACACAGUUAACAAUGCAUCCACAGAGUCCCAAAUCUGCCAGCCUGUCCUCUCCUCCUAACUGAGGAAAAGUGAGACGUUUGCUUGAACCGUGUGGUGGCUUGGCUGAAGAGGAAAUAAAAACUGAGCAGGAGGUGGUGGAGGGAAUGGAUAUCUCUACUCGCUCUAAAGAUCCUGUCUCUACAGAGAAAACGGCCCCGAAACGGAAGUUCCCCAGCCCUCCACAUUCCUCCAAUGGCCAUUCACCCCAAGACUCAUCCACAAGCCCCAUUAAAAAGAAAAAGAAACCCGGCUUACUGAACAGUACCAAUAAGGAGCAGUCAGAGCUAAGACAUGGUCCGUUUUACUAUGUGAAGCAGCCACUCACCACAGACCCUGUUGAUGUUGUACCGCAGGACGGACGGAAUGACUUCUAUUGCUGGGUUUGUCACCGGGAAGGACAAGUCCUUUGCUGUGAGCUCUGUCCCCGGGUUUAUCACGCUAAGUGUCUGAGACUGACAUCGGAACCAGAGGGGGACUGGUUUUGUCCUGAAUGUGAGAAGAUUACAGUAGCAGAAUGCAUCGAGACGCAGAGCAAAGCCAUGACCAUGCUGACCAUUGAACAGCUGUCCUACCUGCUCAAGUUUGCCAUUCAGAAAAUGAAGCAGCCAGGGACAGAUGCAUUCCAGAAACCAGUCCCAUUGGAGCAGCACCCGGACUAUGCAGAAUAUAUUUUCCACCCCAUGGACCUUUGUACAUUGGAAAAGAAUGCAAAAAAGAAGAUGUACGGCUGCACAGAAGCCUUCCUGGCCGAUGCCAAGUGGAUCCUACACAACUGCAUCAUUUAUAAUGGGGGAAACCACAAGUUGACGCAGAUAGCAAAAGUGGUCAUCAAAAUCUGUGAGCACGAGAUGAAUGAGAUUGAAGUCUGUCCGGAAUGCUACCUUGCUGCUUGCCAAAAACGAGACAACUGGUUCUGUGAGCCCUGUAGCAAUCCGCACCCUUUGGUCUGGGCCAAACUGAAAGGGUUUCCAUUCUGGCCAGCGAAAGCUCUGAGGGACAAAGACGGGCAGGUUGAUGCCCGUUUCUUUGGACAACACGACAGAGCCUGGGUUCCAGUCAAUAAUUGCUACCUCAUGUCUAAAGAAAUCCCCUUUUCUGUGAAAAAGACUAAAAGUAUCUUCAAUAGCGCCAUGCAAGAGAUGGAAGUUUACGUGGAGAACAUACGGAGGAAGUUUGGGGUUUUUAAUUACUCCCCGUUCAGGACGCCCUACACUCCCAAUAACCAGUACCAAAUGCUGCUCGAUCCCAGCAACCCCAGCGCCGGCACUGCCAAGACAGACAAACAGGAGAAGGUGAAGCUCAAUUUCGACAUGACGGCGUCCCCCAAGAUCAUCCUGAGCAAGCCCCUUCUGAGCGGGGGCGCCGGCCGCAGGAUCUCCCUGUCCGACAUGCCUCGCUCCCCCACCAGCACGAACUCUUCCGUACACACGGGCUCCGACGUGGAGCAGGACCCCGAGAAGAAGGCCCUAUCCAGCCACUUCAGCGCCAGCGAGGAGUCCAUGGACUUCCUUGAUAAGAGUACAGCUUCUCCAGCCUCCGCCAAGACAGGGCAAGCAGGGAGCUUGUCUGGCAGCCCGAAACCUUUCUCUCCUCAAGCGCCGACGCCCAUCAUGACGAAAACGGAAAAGACCUCCACCUCCACCACGGGGAGCAUCCUCAACCUGAACCUGGAUCGAAGCAAAGCGGAGAUGGACCUGAAGGAGCUGAGCGAGUCGCUCCAGCAGUCAGCUCCUGUGCCUCUCAUCUCUCCAAAGCGGCAGAUUCGAAGCCGGUUCCAGCUCAACCUGGACAAGACCAUAGAGAGCUGCAAGGCCCAGCUAGGCAUAAAUGAGAUCUCGGAGGAUGUUUACACGGCCGUGGAGCACAGCGAUUCUGAGGAUUCCGAGAAGUCAGAGAGCAGUGACAGUGAGUACGUCAGUGAUGAGGAACAGAAGCCCAAGAACGAGCCAGAGGACCCCGAGGACAAAGAGGGGAGUCGGGUGGACAAAGAGGCCCCUGCCAUCAAAAGGAAGCCCAAGGCGCCAAGCCAGGUGGAGGUCAAAGAGGAAGGAAAGGGUAACUCACCCGUGAGCGAGAAGGCGGACCCCUCGCCCGCCAAGGACAAGCCCAGCCCCGAGCCCGAGAAGGACGCAGAGAAAGCGAAGCCGUCACCACACCCCACAAAGGACAAACUGAAGGGGAAGGAUGAGACAGAUUCUCCCACAGUGCACCUGGGCUUGGAUUCGGACUCAGAGAGCGAACUUGUCAUAGACUUGGGAGAAGAUCCUUCUGGGCGGGAGGGUCGAAAAAGCAAGAAAGAGCCCAAGGUGCCGUCGCCCAAGCAAGAUGCCAUAGGUAAACCGCCACCGCCCACCUCGGCAGGCAACCAGUCUCCCCCAGAGACGCCGGUUCUCACCCGCUCGGCCACACAAGCCCCCGUGGCCGGGGUCACCGUGGCCGCUACCACCAGCACGAUGUCGACCGUCACGGUCACAGCGCCGGCCACCGCCGUCACGGGAAGCCCGGUGAAGAAGCAGAGGCCGCUCUUACCGAAGGAGACCGUCCCAGCCGUGCAGCGGGUCGUGUGGAACGCAUCAAGUAAGUUUCAAACGUCCUCCCAAAAGUGGCACAUGCAGAAGAUACAGCGCCAGCAGCAGCAGCAGCAGCAGCAGCAACAGCAGCAGCAACAGCAGAGCCAGCAGCAGCAGCAACAGCCUCAGUCUACCCAGGGGACGAGAUAUCAGACCAGACAGGCCGUGAAAGCUGUCCAGCAGAAGGAGGUCACCCAGAGCCCAUCCACGUCCACCAUCACGCUGGUGACCAGCACACAGCCCGCAGCCCUGGUCAGCAGCUCGGGCUCUGCAAGCACCUUGGCAUCCGCCAUCAACGCCGAUCUUCCCAUUGCCACUGCCUCAGCCGACGUGGCCGCAGACAUUGCCAAGUACACCAGCAAGAUGAUGGAUGCCAUAAAAGGGACAAUGACGGAAAUCUACAAUGACCUCUCCAAGAACACCACCGGGAGCACGAUAGCUGAGAUCCGAAGGCUGAGGAUUGAGAUCGAGAAGCUGCAGUGGCUGCACCAGCAGGAGCUCGCUGAGAUGAAGCACAACCUGGAGCUGACCAUGGCUGAGAUGCGGCAGAGCCUGGAACAGGAGCGGGACCGGCUCAUCGCUGAGGUGAAGAAGCAGCUGGAGCUGGAGAAGCAGCAGGCGGUGGACGAGACCAAGAAGAAGCAGUGGUGUGCCAACUGCAAGAAGGAGGCCAUCUUCUACUGCUGCUGGAACACCAGCUACUGCGACUACCCCUGCCAGCAGGCCCACUGGCCCGAGCACAUGAAGUCCUGUACCCAGUCGGCCACUGCCCCUCAGCCGGAAGCAGACGCCGAGGCAAGCACAGAAACAGGAAAUAAGUCGACGCAGGGCAGCUCCUCUAACACACAGUCAGCACCUUCAGAACCAGCCAGCACCCCCAAAGAGAAAGAGGCACCAGCGGAGAAGAGCAAGGACACUAACUCGACCCUGGACCUUUCUGGCUCCAGAGAGACGCCCACCUCCAUGCUCUUAGGCUCCACCCAAGGCUCUGUUAGCAAGAGGUGUGACAAGCAGCCUGCCUAUACCCCAACCACUACAGACAACCAGCCGCACCCCAACUACCCAGCCCAGAAGUACCAUUCCCGGAGCAGCAAGGCGGGUCUGUGGAGCAGCAGCGAGGAGAAGCGAGGGUCAUCCCGCUCCGAGCACAGCGCAGGGACGAAGAGCCUUACGCCCAAAGAGUCCCGGGAGUCGCGGCUAGACACCUUCCCCUGGGACUAGGGGCGUGUCCUGAGCCAGACCCCUACCUGCGGCGGGGGAAAGACUUAAACAACAGGAAGCAACAGAAACUGGAGAACACGCCACCUUCGGAAUUCCCAACACUCAGGCUCUGCCCGUGGGCUUGGCUGCAGGACAGCAACUUGACUGCAUCCCAAGGCUGGGAUGGCUCCACCCUGUGGGCCAAACACUCUAGGUGUAAGUAGGUACUCUGUGACGUCACUGACCUAGCGUACCUUUCCUUUUCAUAUCUAUACUGACCUUAACUUAUAAAAAAAAGGAAAAGAAAAUCAAGUUAUUUAUAUAUAUAUAUAUACAUAUAUAUAUGUAUAUAUGUGUAUAUAUAUAUAUUCGACAAUUAAAAGAAUGUUUUGAUAAUCCACGGGCUGGUUCGUUAGCCCGCUGGCCUCACUGUGGUGUCAGGGCUGGGCCCCGGGAUUGCUUUUCUCACAUAGGCCCCUGUGCUCGCAUACCCAGAGAAAGGAGCCACUGUCGCCGCAGAAUACCAUGAUCCGGGCUCUUGGGCUGUGCUGCCCGGACCCGCCACACCAAGCCAUCGGCCCCUCGCCGACCCUACCAGACGAUGUUAGGAAACACAGGCUUGCUGGGCUCGAAGGACACAGAGAGAAGUGUGUGUGUGCGUGGGUGGUGUGUUUCCCUCCCGAGAGGGCCAAGCAGCCUCCUGUUUAUAGAAGGUCCACAUGAACAAUCCCUGUGGCGAGCGAAGACGGCGUUCGUUUGUUCGUUCGUUCGUGCAGGGGAGACCCCUUCUCUCGGCCGAGUUUUUUUUCCCAUGAGCACUCACACAGGUUUGUGAAGAUGUGCUUCUCAGAAGCAAGGACUCAAAAGGCAAGAUGUGCACGGGGAGGCCACGCGAGCCCGGGGAUGGAGCAUGUAUGUAUUAUUUAUCUGCUGGAGUUCUACGUUUUUUUUAUGUAAGCAUGAAACACAGGCAGUGAGAGAGGAAGCCAGGACCCGACAUGCUGCCCGCUACCGCCGCGUCUGCUGUAGUUCCAUUUUGUAUGUUGUGUAAAACAAGCAUCAGUCGAAGCAAGAGGUGAUGUGUGUAUAUCAGAAAAGAAAUUAAUUGUAUAUCAUUCCAGUACAUUCCGUUGUACAUUUUAGUCUCCGUUUACUUUCUCUUCAUUGUUGAUAAGAGGAUACGAGCUGCACACUGUCCAGCUAGUUUACCCCUGCUAGAGAAGAAAGGAAGAAACGCUAGAAGAAAACAGGAGAGAAAAUUUGUGAAUUACGGUCGUCAAAAAAACAAAACAAAACAAAAAAAACCAAUCUAGCCUAGCUGGCCUUAUUUGGGAAGCGUAACUGCUUUUAGCAUAUGGGAGUAUUUUUUCACAUUUUCUUUGUAUAAAAUUUGUAUUAAACUUAAAUAUCUUUUUUGA